UUUUCACAGCAUUACCAGUCCCAGUAUAAAGAAAGCAGGGCACAAAGCUCUUUUCCAGUUUGUACAGAGAGAGAGGGAGUGUGUGUGUGAAGAAAGUCGCUCAACAAUGGCCAAUGCCUCACUGUAACGUUAUGGAGUGAGAACAAAAGCGGACGAUUCUUUUUCCAUACAUUUCCAUGCUGUUUAUCUGAGUUGAGGAAUGGCGGCGAUUGAAAGCUCGCUGGCCUUUUCCGUGGCGUCGGUGGUGGAGGAUGUUCUGCAACAGCACGGGAACCGUUCGCGUGGGCUCGAUUUGGAUGCUCGCAAGGCGGAGGAAGCUGCGAUAAGAAGAUACGAGGCUGCCGCGUGGUUGAGAAAGCUGAUUGGAGUGGUGGCCGCUAAGGAUUUACCGGCCGAGCCUUCCGAGGAGGAAUUUAGGCUCGGGUUAAGAAGUGGGAUAAUUCUCUGCAAUGCACUUAACAAAAUUCAGCCUGGAGCAGUACAAAAGGUAGUCGAACGUCCAUGUGACUCCACGAAUGUUCCGGACGGUGCUGCAUUAUCUGCUUAUCAGUACUUUGAGAAUGUGAGGAAUUUCUUAGUAGCGGUUGAGGAAAUGGGAAUGCCCACUUUUGAGGCCUCUGAUCUCGAGCAGGGAGGAAAAUCUUCAAGGGUGGUGAACUGUGUUUUGGCUCUUCAGUCCUACUGCGAGUGGAAACAGACAGGAGGAAAUGGGGUGUGGAAAUAUGGUGGAAAUGUGAAAACAAACACAUCCGGGAAACAGUUAAAUCGUAAAAAUUCCGAUCCAUUCUCAAAUUCUCUAUCAAGGAGUGUCUCGAUGAAUGAGAAAUCUCAGAAUGGUACAUGUCUAGAGACAGCUGUUAAUAGAACGUCGAAUUCUUCAAUGAGCAUGCUUAUUCGUUCAAUAUUAUUGGAUAAGAAGCCUGAAGAAGUCCCUAAUCUUGUUGAGUCUGUAUUAAGUAAGCUUGUUGAGGAGUUUGAGCAGCGCAUUGCAAGCCAACUUGAAUUGAAGAAAGCCAACUUCCGGGAUGCCACAAUUUCCCAUGGCAACAAAUCUGUCUUAAAGCUUCCUUCAGCCAAUGUGAAGAAUGUUGCAACAAUGAGGAGAGACGAUGCACUGCAGAGGAAACACAUUGAUGAAGAAUUAGAAGGUCGACUCAUAAAGCAGCGAUUGAUCAUUGAUCAACAGCAAAAAGAUGAAUUCAUAAUGAGAGAAAGAUUGAAAUUGCGCUUUUAUCAUAUAUUUGGUCUAGGUGCUGAAGCAGACUCUUUCUACUACAAAAGCUUGUAUGCAGUUCAUGCAAAUGAAAUUCCAUGAAGAAAUUCACAAUAUUGGUCUCCACAUUCAUGGACUUGCCCAUGCUGCUUCAGGCUAUCAUAGAGUUCUGGAGGAAAACUGCAGACUUUAUAAUCAAGUACAGGACCUAAAGGGAAACAUUAGAGUUUACUGCCGUGUCAGGCCAUUCCUGCCCGGACAAUAUAAUCACUUGAGUACUGUUGAUCACAUUGAGGAUGGGACUAUUAGUAUAAGCACUCUUGCUAAGAAUGGAAAAGGGCGAAAAUCCUUCAACUUUAACAAAGUCUUUGGGCCUUGUGCAACUCAAGAGGAGGUCUUUUCUGACACCCAGCCGCUUAUAAGAUCGGUCCUUGAUGGUUAUAAUGUCUGCAUUUUUGCUUACGGCCAAACAGGAUCAGGAAAAACAUACACUAUGACUGGACCUAAGGAUCUGACAGAGCAUAGUCAAGGAGUGAAUUACAGGGCAUUGCGUGAUUUAUUCUUCCUUGCUGAGCAAAGAAAGGAUACUUUCUGCUAUGAUGUCUCAGUUCAGAUGAUGGAGAUUUAUAAUGAGCAAGUCAGGGACCUCCUUAACACAGAAGGCUUAAGCAGAAGAUAUCCUUUCAUACCUUAUAUAAGAAAACAAUUACUGUUUUGAAUAAGAAUUAUCAUCGAAGCUAAAAAUGUUCAACAUAUCAUGCUUUUUCUAACAUAAUUAUCAUCAGAAACUUAAUUGACUGAUUCCUUCACUAAGACUACAUUAGAAAUACGAAACAGUUCUCAUACGAGACUUAGUGUACCAGAUGCAAGUUUGGUUCGUGUCACCUCAACUUCUGACGUUAUUGAUCUCAUGAAUCUCGGACAAAGGAAUCGUGCUGUGGGUGCAACAGCACUCAAUGACCGAAGUAGUCGUUCACAUAGUUGUUUAACGGUUCAUGUCCAAGGAAGAAAUUUGGCGUCUGGGAGUAUUCUCCGAGGCUGCAUGCAUCUAGUUGAUUUGGCAGGAAGCGAAAGAGUCGACAAAUCUGAAGUGACGGGUGAUCGGCUCAAAGAGGCUCAGCACAUUAACAAAUCUCUUUCGGCACUUGGUGACGUGAUCUCAUCUCUCGCGCAAAAGAACUCACAUGUUCCAUAUAGAAAUAGCAAACUCACCCAACUGCUCCAAGACUCGCUCGGUGGGCAAGCAAAGACGCUGAUGUUUGUCCACAUAAGCCCUGAGCCUGAUGCCAUUGGGGAGACAAUCAGUACACUCAAAUUUGCCGAGCGUGUUGCUACUGUUGAACUGGGUGCUGCUCGAGUUAACAAGGAUUCUGCAGAUGUUAAAGAGCUUAAAGAGCAGAUUGCCAGUCUCAAGGCCGCGUUAGCAAGGAAAGAUGGUGAACCAGUGUCCAUGCCGCAUAAGAUAACUGGCAGCAGCCCAUGUGGCAUCCAAACAUCUCCUUUCCAACCUAAUGUGCUCAGGAAAUCAAUGGAUGAUAUUGCCAACUUAGAGCUAACUUCUCAGGUUAACCGCCAUACUGCAAUGAGGCAAAAGCGGCAAAGCUUGGACUUAGACGAGCUACUUGGGAACACUCCCACAUGGCCUCCCAUAACCAGCCCAUGCAAGACCAAUUUAGACGAUGAUCGAGAAAUAACCUCGGGCGAUUGGGUGGACAAGCUCAUGGUCAACAAGCUAGAGGACAACACUACUGUUCCCAAUGUGAAUUAUCAGAAAUAUCUUUUGGAUUCAUCCAAGUAUUAUCCUGAAAAGCCGUUCGGACUGUUUAAUGCAAAUAAUCAAUUUGACAUUAACGGUGCUGACGAGGUGGAUGAGCUCGAUGCUGGAACAAGUGACUCGUCUGAGCCGGAUUUGCUGUGGCAGUUUAAUAGUUCCAAACUUGGGAGCUUUAACAGUGGAAUUAGUCCCAAGGUCCAGAAGCCUAACUUGAUACAAUCCAAAAGCCCAGAAUUGAGGAGUAUGAUCCCGAAAUUAGCCCCAUCACCAUCCCGAAAACCGACUAAUGAGGCCGGCCAUUUUCCACCUCGGAUAGGAAGACAGAGUACAGAAACGAAGCGUAAAAAUGGGAGUAGAAAGUAGAAGAAUGUGUGCAAGGAGAGAGAAAUCCUCUUCCUCUAAAUUUUUAACUCGAGUGAAAGAGAAUGUGUAGAUUUUUUUGUUUUUAUUUUACUUUUCCUCUUUUGAUUUUUGAGUGAUUUUUCGUACACACCAACAAGGCAACAAUGGCAGCUGCUUGUGUUGGUGGUUCCUCCUUUUUUUUGAAAAAAAAAAAUAAUAAUAACAUGAUUAUCGGUGUUGUAGGCUUUAGAAUUGUAAAAAUUCCACCUGUAUCUUUGAGUGCAUUGUGAUUUGUGAGUGAUUAUUUACAAACAAUAAAUAAAUAUUUGUUUGUUGACACAUUGAAUUCAUAUAUUUACUGAACGGGAUUUGGAUUUUGUA
This is a messenger RNA of Striga asiatica, 3710 nucleotides long. Lineage: Eukaryota; Viridiplantae; Streptophyta; Magnoliopsida; Lamiales; Orobanchaceae. The record is from the annotation of a GenBank genome assembly.